UAUCAUCAUUAUAAGACAUGAACGCAGUAAAACAUGUUUAUUUCAGUUUUUGUGCCCCACCUGGAGACCGAACCCAAUAUUUCGAGGAGAACUCAACCACAGGACAUGGAGGCGUGCGUUUCGAUUGCACCAAUUCAUUUAUUAAUAUUAUAUCCUAUCAACUUACUUUGUUGUAUAUUACAUUCUACUAACGUUGCCAAGCCACCACCGACCGAUUUAUCAAAGGUAUCGCCAACAGAAAAGUAGGACAAAACAAACCAGAACGGUUUCUAGACAAUUACAUCCGUCAUGCUGCCCGAGUGCCCCUAGGUGCAGCCAAGUGCAUCGUUUGCGCUGCAGUUCAAGUGCACCAUCUAUAACAUUGUCACACACCAUACAAAGUAGACAUUCGCUGCCGGUGACCAAAACAUGCAUAGAUUCAAAUAUUACGCUACCAUCCUGCUAUGUGUGUUACUGCAGACUCGUGGUGAUAAAUGGUAUCCGGCUACGGUCAUCAACAAACAAGAAAUGCGGGAUUUUGAGAAGGACUCAUUCACGAAAGAAGCAAGGCACAUGCCAUCCAAAUUGAAACACGAUCAUGAAGCACCGCGCAAUAUGCAGCCAAAUUCUACAAGAAAACAAAUACGAAGCCCUGAAUUGUUUGGAUCUUCAAACUUGCACGUGACCAGCGAAUAUUACAGUCCUGUUGGAAACAGCACCCGAAGACCAGUGGAAGUCAUACAUUACAACAAUACCAUAAAUGUUGUAAAUAUUAUGAGAAGAACAAAGCAUAAGAAAAAAAUUGUCAAGAGAUGUCCUGGUGUAUCCUCGCUACAGGCAAAGAAGCUUGCUGGGAACCAGGCUGCAAGAACGAAGUUUCUGGAGGUGUUUGAAGUGGUAGAGUUUGACCAUGUUACUUGCAUAUCCAGUAGUGGGUUGGAAGGGACUUGUCUUCAUGAGUAUGAAUGUCAGUCCAAUGGAGGUUCUACUAUGGGGACUUGUGCUGAUGGGUAUGGAACAUGCUGCGUCACUCUGUUCCCAUGUGACGGGCAGUCAUCAGAGCCAGUAGGAUGGUUCACAAACCCAGGGUUUCCUACACCGAGUGCAGACAGAAUAUCGUGUACAUUCACACUGAACAAGGCAUCUGAUGACAUCACACAGAUCCGUUUGGACUUUGCUACUUUUGAAUUACUGGGACCUACUGCUGGAACAUGUCAGCAAGACCAAUUCGUGGUAUCAGGUCAAAACACGAACAGCUAUGUCCCGAUUCUUUGCGGAAUCAACACCGGUCAACACGUAUUCAUCGAAGUUGGAGAUACUGACGGGCCAAUUUACCUGUCUGUUCAAACCGCGUCACCAGAAUCCAGAUUAUAUUCGAUCAAGGUGACCCAGCUGGGUUCAGCUGACGAAUUAACAGCGCCAACGGGGUGCCUCCAAUAUUACACGGAACCACAAGGAUUUUUGGAAUCGUUCAACUUCAGAGAUAGAUCAGAAAUUGGAAUACCAAGAGCUCCCAGUUAUUUGAACAAUCUAAAUUAUGCAAUGUGCAUACGUCGCGCCGCCGAAACCUGCAGCGUGACAUACACCAACGUCGAUUACAUGCAAAUUGUCAACUAUGACUUGGAUGGUCUGCCCGUGAUCCCGCACGGGCAGGCAGGGGUGGAAAUCUUCAACUGUCCGAGUGAUUGGCUGCUGAUAUCAGCGACGCGGCUUUGUGGCGAUCGCCUGAACGACGGCGCUGUUCUACAGGACUUCUCCUUAGAUGCACCAGUCACAGACAGUAAUGCCGGCCCAAUAGCAAUUUGGUUUCGAUCAGAUGAAGGAUACGUCGGACGAGGCUUCAAGCUCGAAUACCUACAGAACACGUGCAAAGGCCCGCCAUGAUGAUUAAAUAAAUAAAUAACAAUGUAAAUUACACCAAAUGUAAACUUUUAUUAAAAAUAAACAUUAUAUCUUAUUAAGUGCCCAGAGCAGCUUGCUAAAAAUAAUUUAUAUUAACUACAGAGUUAAAAUGCAGGUUAAAAUGCUUAUCAUUAUAAUAAUAAUUUGUAAUGGUUAUUGUGACAGUACAUUUCCCUAAACUGAAAAUAAGCUCAGAAUAAAUAUGUUAACUUAAUUUAACUAAAAAUAAAUUAUUAUAUCUCGGAAUUAAGUUGAACAUGUAAUUUAUUUAUUAAUACUAAAUUUAAAUGCUCAGGUAAAUUAUAACCACAACGUUAAAUUAAUUUUGUCCCAUCAACUAAAUCAGUAAACAUAAAAAAACUGAUACAAUUUAAUACAAAAACUAAGAUACUUAUAAAUAACAUAUUGACCAGUGUACACAAUAUUAAGCCAACAAUAAAAACAUA
Messenger RNA from Ostrinia furnacalis (Asian corn borer), 2327 nucleotides. RefSeq lists its product as uncharacterized. Lineage: Eukaryota; Metazoa; Arthropoda; Insecta; Lepidoptera; Crambidae. The record is from RefSeq and is a predicted model, not a curated record. The transcript is spliced from 8 exons. The coding region runs from base 409 to 1863 and encodes 484 amino acids.